AUGGCGACCUUACGGGCAUUGUACGAUCCAAUGCAGGCUCCAUCGCCGAAUACACUCCUUGACCCUGGCGCCCUGGUACUAUACUUUCCCAGUCCACGAACAGUGACAGGCGAAGACAUCCUUGAGCUGCACGUGCAUGGUGGUCCGGCAACAGUCAAAGCCGUGCUGGGUGCGAUUGAGAAGUGUAACGACAUUAUACAGCCCGAAGAAGAUCACCGUUCCUCCUCGCCGUCAUCUCUGAUACGAUAUGCCGAACCCGGAGAGUUCACGCGACGCGCUUUCAUGAAUGAUGUUCUAGAUCUACCACAAAUUGAGGCACUAGGCGAAACCCUCAAUGCAGAAACCGAACAGCAGAGACGUCUAGCUGUCCGUGGCGCAAAUAACACUCUUUCUGCGCGCUAUGAGGAUUGGCGCCAACAAUUGUUGUAUGCAAGAGGAGAGUUGGAAGCGUUGAUAGACUUUUCGGAGGAUCAGCAUUUUGACGAGUCUCCGCAAGAAUUAAUCGGCUCGGUUUCGGCGCAGGUGGACAUACUUGGGCAACAAAUUAGAUUUCACAUUCAGAAUGCGUCAAAGGGCGAGUUGUUGCGGAAUGGAAUCAAGAUUGCAUUGUUGGGCGCGCCGAAUGCCGGGAAGAGUUCUUUAUUGAAUCGUGUCGUCGGCAAAGAGGCGGCUAUCGUCAGCACGGAAGAAGGGACGACACGAGAUAUUGUGGAUGUUGGUAUUGACCUUGGCGGAUGGUACUGCAAGAUUGGUGAUAUGGCCGGACUGCGGUCCUCCAAAAAUACUGCGGAGAGAAUUGGGGCUGUCGAGUUGGAAGGCAUCCGUCGCGCAAAGCAACGUGCGUUGGAAUCUGAUGUCGUUGUGGUAGUUUUGAGCGUUCAAAAGGGUGAAGACAAGACAUCGUCACAGCUAAUAGUCGACCCCGAGGUCCUUGAGGCUGUGCAUGCAUGUCAGGAGCAUGGGAAGAGUAUAGUGGUUGCCAUUAACAAAUCUGACCGGUUGCCACGGUCUACCAAUGCGCGGGACGCAGCGGCGGACAGCUUGGUCCAACAGGUCCAAGCUCUGUUCAAAAACGUUCCCAGUAGUCAGGUCUUUUCAAUCUCUUGCCGAGAAGCCGAACAGAGCGCCGGUCUAGGAUCGAAUACAGCAGACCCUGGCAAUAUACAAACGUUCCUACGCGGGUUGAUAUCCGUUUUUGAGGAGAUAGCGACACCAGAAGGUAUGGGAGGAAACGAUAUGCAUGAUAUUUCAUACUGGGAAGACUCGCUAGGAGUCACACAUCGACAACAAUCCAAUCUAAAACAAUGUCUGGAACAUUUGGAGAGAUUUCUCAAUGAAACAAAAACGAGCGACCUGAGACAUCAGCAACAAAAAGCACCAAUCAAUAAUAGUACAACCCAAUCCGUCUAUAACAACACCAGCGCUGAUGCCAAUUCCAAAGCCAAAGUCUAUACUGAUACCCAAUUUCACGCCCAUGCUGACGCUGGUCAAAUCCAAGCACAAACGCCGUGUGAUGCCAUCUAUACCAAUAACCUAGAGGAAAAAUACAGUGAUAACGAGAAUAGAAAAGUCGAUGAUAAUUAUACAGUCACGUUUGACGCAGAGCCUGAGGUGGACAUCGUCACAGCCGCGGAGAAUUUGCGAUUUGCAGCCGAAAGUCUAGCCCAGAUUACUGGGCGAGGGGGGGCGGAUGUCGAGGAUGUUUUGGGUGUGGUUUUUGAGAAGUAUGCUCCUCUGUUUUUUGCGUAA
Molecule: messenger RNA, 1749 nt
Organism: Talaromyces amestolkiae
Lineage: Eukaryota; Fungi; Ascomycota; Eurotiomycetes; Eurotiales; Trichocomaceae
Exons: 1
Coding region: 1-1749 (582 amino acids)
Biological process (GO): tRNA wobble uridine modification; tRNA methylation
Cellular component (GO): mitochondrion; cytoplasm
Molecular function (GO): GTP binding; protein binding
Source: RefSeq, a predicted model, not a curated record